AUGGCAUGACUCCUCUAUUCUUCCAGCAUUUCUGGCAACUCAUUAAAGUUUUCUUCAGUAAGAAUGCUUCUGUGGGGCUCAAAGCUGAAAUUUGUCAAUGUCUACAAGGAAUUGAAGUCUGUCACUCAUCUAGAUACCUUGGUCUACCUUUGGGCAUUGGUAAAAAUAAAAGAGAA
Molecule: messenger RNA, 176 nt
Organism: Striga hermonthica
Lineage: Eukaryota; Viridiplantae; Streptophyta; Magnoliopsida; Lamiales; Orobanchaceae
Source: the annotation of a GenBank genome assembly